AUGUCCCAUUUGGGGGCGGGGCUUUCCAUAAUCAGGAAGUAUGACGUAACAUUUAUUUUGGAAAAUCGAAGUCGAGCCAGAGGUGACGGAAAAAUGGAGCAAAACGUUCCGGAUUAUAAGCUGAUAUUUGAGAAGGAGGGAGUGUACCUCCACACAAAUGCCAAGCGGAGUAACCAGGACACAACUAUCCCAGGGUUCAUCCGCAUUGUGGAACGGGCCGGUGUGCCAGCUUUAGAGUGGAGCCCGCUAGAGGAUGAGGGUCGCAGUGCCCCUGCUGUACUCUAUACCAAAAAGGAUGGAGAAGGAGGGGAGGAGGAUACGAACUUUGACCCCGGGUAUGAGCCAGACUGGGCAGUUAUCAGCACAGUGAAGAAAGAUCGAGAACACGUCCCAGUCAAAGACUCAGGUCAGUGGUCGUUCUCUCUGCCUCUCUCGGAGCUAUACUCUCUUCGGAGGGCUCGGUUCUCUUUGGGGCGAAACUUCCUGGUGCUGACUAGCCGAGGGGGCCACCCACUGCCUGCUCUGCACUUCCACAGAGGAGGAACCAGGGAGCUGUUUAGGGCCCUGCACCGUUACAUCAUCUUGGACCAGUCACCGGUUGACGGGCGGCUCUUCCUUGCCUACCCUCAGGACCCAGGCGCGCUCUCUCAGUCCUUCGAUAAGCUGCAGCUCCUCGAUGAUGGAGGCUCCGAUCUUGUUUCGAGAUUUAUCCAGGACCCAUACGCCACUACAUUUGGUGGAUUCUCCAAAGUCACCAAUUUCUUCAAGGCGGCACUUCGACCUCCAGGGUCGCCCGCCCACCUACGUAAUGCUCAGGAUCCUAAUUUGCCCCACCAGUCCGAUGACGAGCCCGGCUUCGAACUCAUCAACUGUGGGGUAGAGCUUGGUCCCAGACCAAACGUAACCAGGGGACAACCGCUGAACAAAUGGGACGAGUUUCUGGACCCAGAGGGGCGAGUGAAGAACCCAGAGAAGAUCAGAGAGCUCGUAUUCAGAGGGGGUGUCACACCCUCCCUGAGGAAGGAGGUGUGGAAGUUCCUCCUGGGCUUUUAUCCGUGGAACAGCACUUUCAAGGAAAGAGAGGACAUUCUGCGCUACAAAACGGACGAGUACUUCAGAAUGAAGGUGCAGUGGAAGUCGGUCAGUGAAGAGCAGGAAAUGAGGAACUCCCUCCUCAGAGGAUACAGAAGCCUGAUAGAGAGAGAUGUCAGCAGAACAGACCGACACAAUACGUUCUUCUCUGGUAACGAUAAUCCAGGACUGACUCUACUGCACGAUGUGCUGAUGACAUACUGCAUGUACAACUUUGAUCUUGGUUAUGUCCAGGGGAUGAGUGACCUCCUUUCUCCUCUCCUGUUCAUCACCCAGAACGAGGUGGAGUCCUUCUGGUGUCUGACAGGCUUCAUGGAGCUGGUGCACCAGAACUUUGAAGAGUCUCAGGAGGCCAUGAAGCAGCAGCUCCUUCAGCUCAGUAUCCUGCUGAAGGCUCUGGACCCGGAGCUAUGUGACUUCCUGGACUCUCAGGACAGCGGCUCUCUGUGCUUCUGUUUCCGCUGGCUGCUCAUCUGGUUCAAGAGAGAGUUUUCCUUUGAGGACAUCCUUAUCAUGUGGGAGGUCCUCUGGAGUCGUCUGCCAUGUGACAACUUCCACCUGCUGAUCGCCUGUUCAAUCCUGGAGUCCCAGAGAGGAGAGCUGAUCGGCUCAGACCACGACUUUAACACUAUUCUCAAGCACAUUAAUGAGCUGACGAUGAAGUUGGACCUGCAGACUGUUCUGGAAGGAGCAGAGGCCAUCUACCUACAGCUGACUCAGUGCAAGGAGAUUCCCCUGAAAGUGCUGCAGGUCCUGGGUCUCUACGUCCCCUCCAGCUCCGAGGAGGACAGCCCAGACUCCCAGGCCAGUGAGACACAACGCCUCCUCUGCGAGUCCCAGGCAGGAGCUGCUGCCUCUGAUUCAGCAUGCGUUCCCACCUCUCCUUAAAUGUGCAGAUCAGCUGGUGGACUGAUGUAUGGACGAUCUUUAUAUAUGAAGAAAGAGAUAUAUAUAAAUAUAGACUGUAUAUGAUCAAAUGAGAAGGAAUGCAGACUGUUUGGUGAAGACUGUUGUUACUAUUUGUCAGAGGCAGGGGGCGGUGUUGAGGUUUUUUUUUCGUUUAAAGUACCCAUGAGUGUUACAGUUUAAGAUGUUCUAGAAACACUAUAGCCUUACCUGCAGUGCUCCUUUUCUUUGUGUAUGUCGCCACUUGUUUACAUGUCCUAUGUCUUUGCUAAAGAGUACUGCCCUCCUUUCUUACUCUCCGUGCUGCUCUUUUACCUUUUCACAAGUUAUUUAAUAAUCAUCUGUGCUUGUCCUCUCAGUGCGUUUUAUUAUGCGUCCCCUUGCCACUGCUCCUUUUACAAAGGGAAGAAGAUGAAGGAUAAACUCACUGGCAGCACCUUGUUAGUACUGUACGAUGCCAUUCCAGCCCUAUGCAAACUUUAUUGCAUGCCUUAUAGUUUUCACACGUGUGGCGUGGUAAUAUUUUAAGCCUUGUAAUUAUCUACAUGAAGUCAUAAUGUUUUCAUCUGCUGAUUAUUUCCAAAUAAAUGGUUGAAUCUUAA
Molecule: messenger RNA, 2600 nt
Organism: Sebastes umbrosus (honeycomb rockfish)
Lineage: Eukaryota; Metazoa; Chordata; Actinopteri; Perciformes; Sebastidae
Gene: tbc1d17
Product: TBC1 domain family, member 17
Exons: 17
Coding region: 1-1980 (659 amino acids)
Biological process (GO): activation of GTPase activity
Molecular function (GO): GTPase activator activity
Source: RefSeq, a predicted model, not a curated record